This is a messenger RNA of Macrosteles quadrilineatus (aster leafhopper), 1009 nucleotides long. RefSeq names its product carboxypeptidase B-like. The record is from RefSeq and is a predicted model, not a curated record. The coding region runs from base 17 to 1006 and encodes 329 amino acids. Gene Ontology annotation, molecular function: metallocarboxypeptidase activity; zinc ion binding. The transcript is spliced from 5 exons. Gene Ontology annotation, biological process: proteolysis. Lineage: Eukaryota; Metazoa; Arthropoda; Insecta; Hemiptera; Cicadellidae.
CUUGCCUUGCUUCGUCAUGCGGCAGUUUCAUCAUUUACUUUGGCUAUGUCUCAUUUCAUGGUCUCUUGGUAUUGCUCAAGGAAACAAAAUGACAUGGGAUCGAUUUUAUUCUUUGGAGGACAUUUACAACUACAUGGACAGUUUGGCUGAAGAGUUUAAUUUCAUUACCACGAUGGAUAUUGGAAGCACUUAUGAAGGAAGAGCCAUCAAGGUACUCAGAAUGGGCCUCGGAUUCCGCCAAAAUGCUUCUGCCGUUGUUAUUGGAGGCAUACAUGCCAAUGAGCACAUUGGACCAGCAGCAACCACAUUCCUGAUCAACCACAUCCUUCAGUCUAAGUUGAACGGAACCUGCUCAAACUACUCUGAUGUCAAUUACUACUUCAUCCCAGUAGCCAACCCUGAUGGCUACAAAUAUUCUUGUGAAACCGACAGAAGCUGGAGGAAAAACAGAGAACCAAUAUUGUGGAACAACAGGACUCACUAUGGAGUCGACUUGAACCGCAACUGGAAAACCGGUUGGAAGAGACACAAGCGGCCGUGGCAGCCCAACUUUAGCGGCACAGAACCUUUCUCAGCAGCCGAGACCAAGGCGUUGAAAGACUUUGUGAAGAACAACAUAACAAAUCUUAAUACGUUUGUAACCAUCCACAACUAUGGGCAAUACAUCAUCUACCCUUGGACCCAUGUGACAGCACCAAUUAGAGACCACAAGCACAUGAAGAAUGUGGCACAGAAGAUGGCGUUUGCUAUCAAAGAACAGGGUGGUCCAAUGUACAAUUUUGGAUCGGGAGCCAAGAAACUCGCAAUAGUACCAGGUACUCCUGAGAACUGGGCACGACACCGAGUUGAUAUCAAAUAUGUCUUCUCUAUAAUCCUGAGAGACCAAGGUGACUACGGCUACAACGUACCUCCGGAACUGAUCCCAGUGUUGUCCGGGGACGCAUUGGCUGCCUUCACAUCUCUCAUACAACAGAUGAAAUUCAUGCGGAGAAUACAAAAAGUUUGAUCA